This is a messenger RNA of Dendrobium catenatum, 2226 nucleotides long. RefSeq lists its product as uncharacterized. Gene Ontology annotation, molecular function: hydrolase activity, hydrolyzing O-glycosyl compounds. Gene Ontology annotation, biological process: carbohydrate metabolic process. Lineage: Eukaryota; Viridiplantae; Streptophyta; Magnoliopsida; Asparagales; Orchidaceae. The transcript has 14 exons. Bases 142 to 2064 code for a protein of 640 amino acids. The record is from RefSeq and is a predicted model, not a curated record.
UAAACGAUUCCGUGGCAUGUUAGAAGCAGAAGCAGGAAAUAAACGUCAGAUAUGUGCUACUCACUCCAGGGCAGAUGAACUUUGACAGUGACAAAUGUUUAUAUAUACCUGCCCUGGUGGACUUACAUUGGUGCAGCGGCCAUGAAACAAUCGGCUUUGGUUCUUCUCUUCUACACCCUAAUCCUCUCCAGCGGAUUAUUUGAAGCGUUUGGAAAAGAUUUUUCUACACCACCACGAGGGUGGAAUUCUUAUGAUUCUUUUUCUUGGAUUGUUGAUGAAGAAGAAUUCCUUGACAAUGCACAGGUUGUGUCCAGCAGGCUGCUUCCUUCUGGAUAUGAGUAUGUUGUCAUAGACUACUUGUGGUAUCGGAAGAAUGUUAAGGGAUCAUCAUCAGACUCUUAUGGUUAUGAUAACAUUGACGAAUGGGGACGAUUAGUUCCUGAUCCAGACAGGUGGCCAUCUUCUAGGCAUGGAAAAGGGUUUAAGGAAGUUGCCCAAAAGGUGCAUGACUUGGGUUUAAAGUUUGGGAUUCAUCUAAUGAGAGGAAUAAGUUUAGAAGCAGUUAACAACAACACAAAAAUCUUGGAUGUUACCACGGGACUUCCUUAUAUGGAAGAUGGUAGAACAUGGCUGGCGGGAGACGUAGGAUUGAGAGAUAUGCCUUGUGGAUGGAUGAAGAAUGGAUUUCUGAGUGUAAAUACAGAUUUACGAGCUGGGAGAGCAUUCUUGAGGUCUCUAUAUCAACAAUAUGCUGAUUGGGAUGUUGAUUUUGUAAAGCUUGAUUGCGUAUUUGGUGAUGAUUUUGACAAGAAACAGAUAAUUACAGUUUCAGAGAUUUUGGAAGGCCUUGGGCGCCCUAUCCUAUUUUCUCUCUCUCCUGGGACAAGUGUGACCCCAUCCAUGGGAGAGACCAUUAGUGAUUACGUGGAUUUAUACAGAAUAACCGGUGAUAGUUGGGAUAAUUGGAAUGACGUUGCAGCUCAUUUUGAUGCGGCAAGGGAUUUCGCUGCUGCCAAGCAAAUUGGUGCUAAUGGUUUGCAUGGAAACUCUUGGCCGGACUUGGACAUGCUACCGCUUGGGUGGCUUACAGAUCCAGGUGUUCAGCAAGGUCCUCACAGAAAGUGUAGGCUUUCCCUUGACGAGCAAAAAACUCUGCUGACUCUCUGGUCAAUGGCUAAAUCUCCUCUUAUGUUUGGUGGAGAUUUGAGGCAAAUUGAUGACAUAACAUUCAAUCUUAUAACAAAUCCUACUUUACUGGAGAUUGAUUCGUACAGUCAGAAUAAUAUGGAGUUUCCUUAUAUAUUCACAGGUAAAAGUGGAAGUCUUGCAGAUCAUGCUGCUAGCAAAAGCCCUGGGAAACAAUUGCAGGUCUCUAAUGAACCUGAACAAUCUAUACUUGGUUUAACCAGUUGUAAUAGUGAGAGGGCGAAAGGAUGGUCAAUUACUUUACAAAACAGGGUAAAACAGAUCUGCUGGAAUUAUAACACGAAAGGCAGAUCUACUUUGUCAAGUUGCUUACAUAAAAGGAGGCCUCUUAUGAAAUCAUUUAAAUGGAAUAAUGAGUUCAUUUACAGACAGAAAUAUGAAGGAAUGUUUCAGCUUCUGGCUCAGAAGUCUAUGAAAGCUUGUUUGGACUCCUCAACAACCCAAAGGCACACUGCAUCCGUAAGGCCAAGUAAUCUACUUUCCACAUGCAAGUGGAAUGCCAACCAGCUGUGGAGGUUAAGUGAUGAUGGAACUCUGAUCAAUCCUUACUCUGGUCUGUGCGCUACUAUGGAAUCAGCUAAAGAUUAUGAAAAUGCUGCUGGGCCCCGCUCUUGGAUUGCCACUGGGGUGAGCGGGGAAAUUUAUCUUUCAUUCUUCAACCUCAGUCCAGCGACUACAACAUUAUCUGCCAAAAUAGGUGAUUUGUCAAAGGUUCUUAGCAGCCGAUUCCUAACAAACAAUUCAUGCAACUGCUAUGAGGUUUGGAGUGGAAAGGACUAUGGUUUAGUAGAAGGAACGUUGUCAAUUACGGUCAAGGGGCAUGGUUGUGCCCUCUUUGUAUUGAAAUGCAGUGUUUGAGAAGUUUAGAGUUCGAUAUGGAUUUGAAAUCCUUGAGCUGUAGAAAGGAAUUCUUCCAAUACUUUAUUUCAUUAUUAAUACAAGUCGGGGUUGUUUACUUCUAUAAAUACAGUGGUUGUUUCCUGUUUGAAGGCGAUCUCUAUAUAAGUAAUUUCAUGAUUC